This is a messenger RNA of Raphanus sativus (radish), 1051 nucleotides long. RefSeq lists its product as uncharacterized. The transcript is spliced from 4 exons. Lineage: Eukaryota; Viridiplantae; Streptophyta; Magnoliopsida; Brassicales; Brassicaceae. The record is from RefSeq and is a predicted model, not a curated record. Bases 138 to 725 code for a protein of 195 amino acids.
AAAGAACUUCAGAGUUUUAGGUUUGUUUCUCUUCUCUCUCAAGUCAGUGGAUUUGGAUCUGUAAGAGUGUUGUGUUAGUUGUGGAGUCAGCUUUUACCACUUUGGUUCUGGUUGUUGAAUAUAUAGAAAAAAACAGUAUGAUAAUUGAUACCUUCAAUUACAACACAAGAUGCAGAGGGCUAUUGAGGACAAGCUCUUCAAGUAAGAAGAUGGAGGAAGAAGAGAAGGAAGGUCUAAGAACUGUGGAGUGUCUAAGAGGAAGACUACUGGCAGAGAGGCAAGUUUCAAGGUCUACUAAAGAAGAAGCAGAGCUCAUUACCAUAAAGUUGGAAGAGUUGGAGAAACAUCUGAAAGAAGAAAUCAGAUUAAGGGAAAAAGCAGAGAAGAGAUUAAAGUAUCUGAUUAAAAAGCUUGAAUCCAUAAAAGGAUCACGCAGUUCUGAGGGAUCAGAGCAGUUGAGUUCAUCUGAAGUGUCAUGUUUGUCAUCUGUUUCAACUUCAGCAUCCAGGGAAGAAGAAGAAGAAAAAGAAACUCAUGAAAGUGGAUUUACGGAGGAAGAUAAAAUUGAUCAAGCAACUGAAAAUGCUGCUUCCAUGGAGAAAGAGUCAAGUUCAAAGCUCAAAGAUGUUUCUUCUGAUGAAGCAAGUGCUGUUGCUUCAACCUCAAGUCACGAAGGAGAAUCACAGGCUGGUAUUGAAUUUUUAAACUGGUCAGAUACAGUUUAAGCGUUCAAGAAUCAAGGAAUAUCCACUUUUCAUCCCCUUAAAUAACCUUUGAUUCAUCAGAACAGUUUCUCUCAGGGUUGUUCCUGAAGCUACAGCUACUAAUAAUACUAUGCAGUAUAAUAUUUUUGUUGCAGAUCAUGAUAAAGGGAUUAAUUAGGGUUUAGGACACAUUUGAGUUGGACAGUAUUAAAUUCAAAGUGUUAGUAGAGAUGGCCAGGACAACACGACAUACGUCUGUGUCUUUCUUCUUGUGUUACUCUUUAUUUUGUUAUCAAAGAAUGAAAGUGACGUUUCUUGGAAACUAGUCAUGUGACCGCAUAAAGGAA